Molecule: messenger RNA, 4078 nt
Organism: Xenopus tropicalis (tropical clawed frog)
Lineage: Eukaryota; Metazoa; Chordata; Amphibia; Anura; Pipidae
Gene: vps11
Product: VPS11, CORVET/HOPS core subunit
Exons: 16
Coding region: 13-2757 (914 amino acids)
Biological process (GO): vesicle-mediated transport; autophagy; intracellular protein transport
Cellular component (GO): late endosome membrane; cytoplasmic vesicle; clathrin-coated vesicle
Source: RefSeq, marked provisional
GGAAAAAUAAAGAUGGCGGCUUACUUGCAGUGGCGGCGUUUCGUCUUCUUUGAGAAGGAGCAGGUGCGGGCACCUGGUGAAGGUGGAAGUCUGCUUACCAUGCCGUCUGGUCUGACUGUCUGCGACUCUGGACGCGGCAGCCUCCUCUUCGGGGAUAUGACAGGAAAUAUAUGGUUCCUUCCCCGCUCCCUGCAGCUUACCUCUUUUCAGGCAUACAAAUUGCGUGUAACUCAUCUUCAUCAACUGAAGCAGCACAACAUACUGGUUUCUGUUGGAGAGGAUGAGGAGGGAAUCAAUCCACUGGUAAAAGUUUGGAACCUGGAAAAGCGAGAUGGGGGAAGCCCGCUUUGCACAAGAAUUUUUCCAGCCAUUCCUGGUAAUAAACCCACCGUAGUGUCAUGCAUCACAGUCCAUGAAAACCUCAACUUUAUGGCAAUUGGCUUUGCUGAUGGAAGUGUUGUCCUUACCAAGGGUGAUAUAACACGUGACAGACACAGUAAGACUCAGAUCUUGCAAGAGGGUAGUUACCCAGUCACAGGAAUGGCAUUCAGACAGACUGGUAAAACCACACACCUCUUUGUGGUCACCACAGAAAAUGUGCGGUCAUAUGAGCUGACACAGAAGGAUUAUCCAUAUACUGAACUGGACUCCCAUGGCUGUGGUCUGAGGUGCUCUGCUUUGUCUGAUCCUUCUCAGGACUUGCAAUUUGUGGUGGCAGGGAAUGAAUGUGUGUACUUAUAUCAGCCAGAUGAGAGGGGACCUUGCUUUGCCUUUGAAGGACAGAAGAUGAUCGUGCACUGGUAUCGAGGAUAUCUCAUUAUAGUAUCAAAAGACAGAUUAGAGUUUGCUGGACGUGCAGGGGAUAGCCAGGCAAUGGAUAGACAAACACUGACUAUAUAUGACCUAAGCAACAAGCUGAUUGCCUACAGCAGUGCUUUCACAGAAGUCGUGGAUGUUCUGGCAGAGUGGGGUUCCUUGUAUGUUUUGACACGUGAUGGACUACUGCACGCUUUACAUGAAAAGGACACACAAACCAAAUUGGAGAUGUUGUUUAAGAAGAACCUCUUUGUUAUGGCCAUUUCUCUAGCAAAGAGCCAGCAUUUAGACAGUGAUGGCCUUUCUGAGAUCUUUCGUCAGUAUGGCGACCACCUUUACAACAAGGGAGACCACGAUGGAGCAAUCCAGCAGUAUAUUAGGACGAUUGGUAAGCUAGAGCCCUCUUAUGUGAUUCGCAAGUUUCUGGAUGCUCAGAGGAUACACAAUUUGACUGCAUAUCUUCAGGCUUUGCAUCUACAAUCUCUUGCCAAUGCAGACCACACAACGUUGCUGUUAAACUGUUACACCAAGCUAAAGGACAGUGCCCGCCUAGAGGAAUUCAUUAAGGCCAGUGAAGGAGAGGUGCGGUUCGAUGUAGAAAUAGCCAUAAAGGUUCUUCGACAAGCUGGGUAUCACUCUCAUGCCCUCUACCUUGCAGAAAAGCAUGCCCAUCAUGAGUGGUACCUAAAGAUUCAACUUGAGGACAUUAAGAAUUUUCAGGAGGCACUUCAGUACAUUGGACGUCUUCCCUUCCCUCAAGCUGAGAGUAACAUGAAACGCUAUGGGAAAACUCUUAUGUGUCAUGUACCCAAUGAGACCACCCAGUUACUGAAUAAUCUGUGUACUAGUUUCCCUCAGAAUGGUGAGGGUAGCAGGGCCAAUCCUGAGGAGUUUAUUCCAAUCUUUGCGAACAACCCUUCAGAGCUGAAGACAUUUCUUGAGCACAUGAUAAAAGAGCACAGUGAUUCCCCUCAGGGUGUCUAUGACACACUGUUGGAGCUGCGGUUGCAGAAUUGGGCUCAUGAGUUGGACCCACAGUUAAAGAAUCAGCUUCAUGAUGAUGCUAUAUCCCUACUGAAGAGUGGUCGCUUUAAGAAUGUGUUUGAUAAGGCUCUAGUCUUGUGCCAGAUGCACAAUUUUCAGAAUGGAGUGCUGUACCUGUACGAGCAGGGUAAACUCUUCCAGCAGAUCAUGCAUUAUCACAUGCAGAAUGAUCAGUAUCAGAAAGUCAUAGAAGCCUGUGAGCGAUAUGGAGAGCAGGAGACCUGUCUUUGGGAGCAAGCACUUAGCUACUUUGCCAGAAAGGAAGAAGACUGCAAGGAAUACAUUGCUAUGGUUUUGGGGCACAUUGAGAACAGGAACCUCAUGCCACCACUGUUGGUUGUUCAAACCCUGGCACAUAACUCCACUGCGACUCUGUCUGUAAUUCGUGAGUACUUGAUCAACAAAAUGCAGAAGCUGAGCCAGAAGAUUGAGGAGGAUGAGAGAACAGUGCAUCAGUACAGAGAGGAUACUGCACGCAUUCGCCGAGAGAUCCAAGAACUCCGCACCAGCCCCAAAAUUUUCCAGAAGACAAAGUGCAGUAUAUGUAGCAGCAGUCUUGAGCUGCCAUCUGUGCAUUUCUUGUGUGGUCACUCCUUCCACCAGCACUGCUUUGAGAGCUAUGCAGAAAAUGAUGUGGACUGCCCUACCUGCCUGCCUGAGAACAGGAAAGUCUUAGAUAUGAUCCAAGCACAGGAGGAGAAGAGAGAACUUUAUGACCAGUUCCAGCACCAGUUAAAGCAUUCAAGCGAUGGAUUUAGUGUUGUGGCAGAUUAUUUUGGCCGUGGGGUUUUCAACAAAUUGACACUCAUAACAGAUGCACCUACUGGGAGAAUGGGCAAGUCGAAGGAAGCCGGCCUGCAGCGAGAACUUCUGAUCAACACCAAGAGGAAAGCGUAAUCCGCUGAAUGACCAGAUCCAGCUCCCCAACAAAGCAACAUUCACUCUUGCACAUUUACUCCAUUUCUAAAAUGGUUUUAUAGAGACUGCAGCUGUUGUUUCCUGGAUAAUGUAUGAUAAAUACCACACAUUAUCUUCAUAAAUAAACCUUUGCAGAGAGAGGGUUGGGAGUAAGGGGCAGUAACUAAGUAAUAGAAUUAGGCCAGGGUAUAUUAUAUGGGCACAUAAGAACUUUUCCAAACAGCCAGGUAGAGAACCCAAAACAAAAUGCUGUUAGGGUUAUAUAUUGUGAAUUAAUGGUUUUCUGAAAUGUGUCAAGUCUGAUAAAAACGCUUGUAUAUAAAAUUGUAUAUAUGCCCGCCCUGUGUAUAGUGAUUGCUCUAUGGUGGCAAACGGUUGGAAGGCCAGCAGAUCUGUGUGUUGCUUAGCAAUAUGUUGCAUUCAUAACAGGAGUUUUUUUCCCACUGCCUGUCCCAUUUUGUACAGAAUAACAAAGCUGUUUAAAUGCAAAAUUCUUAAACAGAUGGUUUAAAAUUAGUUUUAUUUACAUUUUAUUUAAGCAGUAUCUCCCCAGAUUGGGAAACUUACCCUGUUGUUAUAUUUAUUUAAUAAAAUGAGGCUUCUUAGUAACCAUAGAAAUGUCAUGUAGGCACUUAACUGUGUACCAACUACAAAACUGUAGCCCCGUUGCGUUGGGAGUAACAAAAGAUAACAAGUCCAACCCUGAAGGUCAAUUACGGCAAUAAUGGGGUGCCUGAAUAUAUAGCAGGGGGGCAUAUUAAACAAACCUGAAAUCAAUUGAGUUAACAAUCUGCCCAACAGUAUUAUCCUAUGAUUAUUGCAGUAUAGCUUUAUAAAGUUUAUUCAUCAGCCCCUGUGCCAAUGUAGCUUGCAAUCAGUGUCCCUGCCACAUUCAUAUACACUAUGGUCAGACUUUAUCAGGGGUUAAUGUACAUUCUUCUUCUUGGUUUACAUGUGUAAGCAGAGGUGUAAUUUGGAGUUUGCAAUUACUGGCUCAGUAAGCCUGGUCUUUAUACAGUACUGUACCUUAGUUACUGCCAUUUCUUGUUCACUUAUGAUGACUAAACAAAAACCAAGAUGUUCUUGUCAGAAUGUGCACAAGAUCUAAUAACAUAGUAGAUGAGGUUGGGGAAAAAAAACAAUGUUGGUCAAGUUCAACCAAUUUUCUCUAAGCCAAACUUGCCUAACUGCUAGUACUUGUUUUCAUGGAUGUGGUUUUUCCCUCCCUACAAGGCUACCAAUCACUAUGCUUUAUGGUGAAGGAGAGGGCAAAUUCAAAUAAACAAUGUUAAACAACAUA